GGUAGAUGUAGAACAUUCAUAGAUCCUUAAUUUUCCUCCAAGUGACCAUCUGCGCAACCAAAAAAUGAGCUGCUCCCUGUUGAAUCCGCUCCGAGUUGGUUCGGGUAGAUGCCAACUCCCAAAGCAACAUCCAAGCCAGCGUCCUUCCUUGAGUAUACAUUUUCCCAGUGCUUUGUCACGUCAUGGAUGGAGAACAAAAAUGGUUGGACCAGUGAGACCUAAAUUCGUCAUCUUUGGCUCUUCCAUAGUUCAGUUCAGUUUUGACGAUAAAGGAUGGGGUGCUGAUAUUGCCAAUUUGUAUGCCCGCCAGGCAGAUGUUAUUUUACGUGGCUAUGCUGGUUGGAGUUCAGACCAGGCUCUAAAAGUUGUGGAUAAAGUCUUUCCAAAGGAUUCAACCAUCCAACCUGCUCUGGUGAUAGUCUACUUUGGUGGUAAUGAUGCAUCCAUUAAUUUUCCUAAUUCCGUGCCACUUGAUAGAUUCACGGACAACAUGACCAAGAUUGUCGAUCAUAUCAAGUGCCUCUCGACAACGACUCGCAGCAUCUUCCUCACACCACCACCGAUAAACAGUGAGCAACUUAAACAGCUUAUGCCGGGACUUGAGAAGCUUCGAACGAUGGAGAAUCUUGAACUCUAUGCGGAUGCAUUAAUUGAUAUUUGUAAGAAGUUAGGUGUUGAAUAUGUUGAUUUGUUUCGGGCCAUUCAGAAUAAAGAAGAUUGGCUAACUUUCUUCAGGGAUGGAGUCCAUUUUAACGAAAAAGGAAGUAGAGCAGCUUUUGAUGAAAUUAAGAAUAUGAUUAACAAGAAGAAUUGGACUCCAAACUUGGAUGCGAGAGCCAUGCCAAUUGAAUUUGAAGAUAUCUAAGGACUACGUUCCUUUGAAUUUGAUGAUUCAACUAUGCUCUCAUCUUAGAUUUCAAUAAAGGAUGGACCGUCGGUGGGAUCCAAAAAUAUAAAUUAUUGCUUAUGUUUUAAUUAGUUGAAUUGUGUUUGAUUAUUAUUAAAAUAAUUUAGCCAACAAUAAUUAUCUGCCAAA
Molecule: messenger RNA, 1036 nt
Organism: Momordica charantia (bitter melon)
Lineage: Eukaryota; Viridiplantae; Streptophyta; Magnoliopsida; Cucurbitales; Cucurbitaceae
Product: GDSL esterase/lipase WDL1
Source: RefSeq, a predicted model, not a curated record